UUUCUCCUUUUGCUUCAAGCUCCAGCACUCAGUAUGGCACUAUGACAAGGUGAAAGCAAAGAAGAAAAAGCUGUUUCUCGUUUCUUCCAACGUUGGUAGCUAAGAGCCAGUCAGCAGACUGUGUACUCCCAUGAUAUCCCUAGAUGCUAGAGAGUGUUCAAGCCGUGAUACUGGGGUGUGGGCCUUCCACUAGCCCAGCCCCCUACCCCAUUCUAUCGGGUUCUAUCAGGUGCAAUGCGGGAGCUGGGCCCAGGCUCCUGGGUUCGCCCCACCUCGGUCAAUGCAGACCCUCGUGACCCUGGGACUGUUGAGCAAACACGGAGUGAAAUAUCCUCAUGCUCUAUUAGAGCCUGGGGUUUAAAGGUCAGCUCUGUGCUUAUCGGCUGAGUCUGAUUCACUCCCUAAAUGGCUCUCAGGGAGUUUCGUGCUUGCAAUAUGGACUGAGCAGAUGAGCCUUUCCAUGCAGAGAGGGGAGCUAUUUGCUUUGCAAGGAGCUGUCUCCGCCAACAGGGAAACUGCAGGUCAGCAGCAGGUGGGAGAUGAAUGGAGGUGCCCUGCGACGAGCGCUUCCUUCCGACAUAUUGACUCAGAAAGCUCAAGGUACACGGGCAUUGGUGGCUUGUGGCUUUCAGCUCUUUCCUGUGAAAAUCAGAAAACUUCCAACUGAAACAAUUUGGGGAUUUCAACACUGUCAGCAGGCAGGUCACAUCCUACUAUCUUACCCCAGGAUACCUUACAAGACUUUGUCAAGCAUCUUGCUGAAAUAGUUAUCUGUGUUGCUCCAAUUCCAAUUGUGUGCACUCGGUCAAAAGAAUCAUUGCAAAGUUCUCUCUGGUCUGUAAUCAGACGAACAGCCUCAACGCCCGAUUCUGCUGUUGCUCCGUCGUGAGUAGUGGUUUCCCUGCCGUGCUUUGUUUGCAGAUCCCCCGGAGGUGGUUCUCCAGAGGGAUGAAUGGCAUCUUUGUUCAAAGGGGCCAGGAGAGAGAAUCAUCUAAUUCUACCAAAGACAGGAGACAGUAAACCGAUCCUGCGUUUCCAUUGCUCUUGGAAAAAGAACAGUAAAUGACAGCAAAAUUGAAUAACGAGAUACUUGCACGGUAUAAAUGACCCAGCGGAAGAGAUGUGAUGAGAAGGAGGAUCUGCGUUUUCCCUCCCAUUGGCCGUCCUGCGUGGGUACCAAGUUCCACACGGGAUUUCAUGGAUUGUCAGGAGAUGUCAGUGAAAAAAAGGGUCCGGAAUGAUUACUAACCCAUGACUCCCAACAGUAUGACAGAAAAUGGCCUUCCAGCCUGGGACAAGCCGAAGCCUUGUCCCCACGGCAAGCAGGAGUGGAAGCUUGUGGGAAUGUCUGAAGCCUGCCUGCACAGGAAGAGCCCCCCAGAGAGGCGCAGCGCAUUGAAGAAUGAACAGUCGCCCCGGCAUCUCAUCCAGGCCACCUGGACCAGCUCCAUAUUCCAUCUGGACCACGACGAUGUGAACGAUCAGAGCGUCCCUAACGCCCAGACCUUCCAAACGGAAGAGAAGAAAUGUAAAGGCUACAUCCCCAGUUACUUAGACAAGGACGAGCUAUGUGUCGUGUGUGGUGACAAAGCCACCGGCUACCACUACCGCUGCAUCACGUGUGAAGGCUGCAAGGGUUUCUUUAGAAGAACCAUUCAGAAAAAUCUCCAUCCAUCCUAUUCCUGUAAAUAUGAAGGAAAAUGUGUCAUAGACAAAGUUACAAGAAAUCAGUGCCAGGAAUGUCGCUUUAAAAAAUGCAUCUACGUUGGCAUGGCAACAGAUUUGGUCCUGGACGACAGCAAGCGUCUGGCCAAGAGGAAGCUGAUCGAGGAGAACCGGGAGAAAAGGCGGCGGGAGGAGCUGCAGAGAUCCAUCGGUCACAAGCCCGAGCCCACCGACCAGGAGUGGGAGCUCAUCAAGACCGUCACCGAGGCCCACGUGGCCACCAACGCCCAAGGGAGCCACUGGAAGCAGAAGCGGAAGUUCCUGCCAGAAGACAUUGGACAAGCGCCAAUAGUAAACGCCCCAGAAGGUGGAAAGGUCGACUUGGAAGCCUUCAGCCAUUUUACAAAAAUCAUCACACCAGCAAUUACCAGAGUGGUGGAUUUUGCCAAAAAGUUGCCUAUGUUUUGUGAGCUGCCAUGCGAAGACCAGAUAAUCCUCCUCAAAGGCUGCUGCAUGGAGAUCAUGUCCCUUCGCGCUGCUGUGCGCUACGAUCCAGAAAGUGAGACUUUAACCUUGAAUGGGGAGAUGGCGGUGACUCGGGGCCAGCUCAAAAACGGGGGUCUUGGGGUGGUGUCCGACGCCAUCUUCGACCUGGGCAUGUCGCUGUCUUCUUUCAACCUGGAUGACACUGAAGUCGCGCUCCUUCAGGCCGUCCUGCUGAUGUCUUCAGACCGCCCAGGGCUUGCCUGUGUUGAGAGAAUAGAAAAAUACCAAGAUAGUUUCCUGCUGGCCUUUGAACACUAUAUCAAUUACCGGAAACACCACGUGACUCACUUUUGGCCAAAACUCCUGAUGAAGGUGACAGAUCUGCGGAUGAUUGGAGCCUGCCACGCCAGCCGCUUCCUGCACAUGAAGGUGGAAUGCCCCACGGAACUCUUUCCCCCAUUGUUCUUGGAAGUGUUUGAGGAUUAGACUGACUCAUUCUCAUAAUUCCAACAGCACUGCUGGGUGUCAUUUCAUUCCAUUGCCUAGCUCUUUUUUGUUUGUUCCUUUAUUUCUUUGUGUUGGGAGGGAUUGUUUGGGGGAAAGGGGAGGUAGUCCUUGGCCUAGACAUGGAUGAAAUUGCCCCUUGAAUGCGGGUACUUGUAACUAC
Delphinapterus leucas (beluga whale) is the source of this 2818-nucleotide messenger RNA. Lineage: Eukaryota; Metazoa; Chordata; Mammalia; Artiodactyla; Monodontidae. The record is from RefSeq and is a predicted model, not a curated record.